AUGAGUAGAACUGCUAAACUGAAAAGUCUAAGGGCAGCGAGAUCCGGGAUUAAUAUCAUUUCUGACCAUAGUGACUCUGAACAGGACUCAUACCAGCUCUACGAUACGGUUGACGAAGAAGAGUAUCGAAAGAGGAAAAGAAAAGAGAUCUUAGAAGAUGAUUUCAUUGUGGACGAUAAUGGUGAAGGCUAUGUGGAUACUGGAGCUGAUGAAUGGGAAGGCGGCUAUUAUGACGAUCAAGAUGAUAAUCCGGAUUAUGACGACCAGGAGAAUGAAGAUCCUCUAACCACCAAACAUAAGACAAAGCCCAAAAAAGUGAAACAAAUUAACCAAUUCUUUACUAGCACUGAAUCUAAAGUCAAACCUGUAAAGUCACUUAAAGUUGAUGAUAUUUUGAAUGAUUUUGAAUCCAAACCGACGCACGCUGGUUCCCCCUUCCAGGUGAAGUCGGGAUCGAAAAGUACAAUGUUUGGUGGUAACAAGAGAGCCAAAUUGGAAAACACGCAAAAGAAGAAGAAAGUAGGACUUUUCAGCUCCGAAAAGAAGCGAAAACUUAAUCCUUCUUCCUCUAGCAUCGUAAACAAUGACGAGAUUAAUUCUGAAGAUAUAGAGAGAAGUAUUGAUGUUGAACAGCACUUAGAUCAACCCAAACCUGACAUCAAGGAGAUGAAUUCAUCGCCAAUAAAACAAAAAGUAAUCUCUUUAGACCAAACCCAAGAUGAAGAAUCUGAUGAGGAACUAUUGAUUUCUCGCAGAGCAAGAACAGCAAAUACGGAAAUUUCCAGAGAAGUCAACAUGAGGGCGUCGGUUAUAGAAGAGAAAGCUGCAGAUGCAGACUCUAGCUCUUCUCCUACGAGAUCCAGAUCAAUUAUGACAUCUUCGCCGUCAAAGGUAACCAAGUUAGGUGGUACUGAUCUCUCGGAAGGACCUGUUUUGAUGUACUGGUUAGAUUAUGUUGAAGUUAACCACAAACUACUGCUUUUUGGUAAAGUUCGCACCAGUUCUGGUGCUUUAGUUUCGGCAAUGGUCCAGGUUGGUGGUGUCGAUCGAGAGAUUUACAUAUUGCCGCGUUCUUCUCACAGAAGUGACUCCAGUGCUCCAUGUGGCCCCAUGGAUGUCCACGAGGAAAUCACCCCUCUUCUGUUGGAAAAGUAUGGUCUAAAGAGUAUUCGUGCAAAGCCUGUAACUAUGAAGUAUGCAUUUGAGUUACCAGGGGUCCCGUCAGAAGCAGACUAUCUGAAAAUUUUGUUGCCGCAUGACACCCCAUUGAAUGCAGAUUUAGCACUUCCCUCGUCAUUGGAAGGGGAAACUUUUCAACGAGUAUUUGGAGGGCAUUCUGCUCUUUUUGAAGACUUCGUCCUGCAAAAAGAUGUGAUGGGACCAUGUUGGCUGGAAAUAUCCAAUCCUGAUUUUGACUCAAUGCGUAACUCAAGUCACUGUAGGGUUGAAAUGGCAAUACAAUCGCCGAAAGACAUUACUGUAUACCGAGGAACAGAUCAAACAGCGCCAAAUCUCACGGUUUUGGGAAUAACUGUCCAGACAGUGAUGAACACGAGGACCAAUAACCAAGAAGUGGCCGCUGUGUCGAUUGCUACGUUCAAUGAAUUGCCUCAGGAGUUGCCUAUUCCAGAAGAUUUACAGCCUGAUGAACUGAUCACGUUGAUACGCCCAUUGGGCGAUUCGACUGUAUUUCCUCCAGGUGUGCAAAGAGCUAUCGAAAAACAGGGCCUCAAGAUACGAUGUACGCCCAAUGAGAAAACAUUGUUGAACCUUCUUUGUGCACUAGUAAAAAGGGCAGAUCCCGAUGUUUUUGUAGGGCAUCGUAUUGAAUCUAUUCAGCUAGACGUGUUGGUUCACCGACUCUACGAUCUGAAGGUACCUACUUGGAGUUCGUUUGGAAGACUUAACAAGAAGGUCUGGCCCGACAGGUUUCCCCGACGUUCUGGAGGUCCCAGCAAGGUUCGGGAAAUUUUUCACGGACGGUUGUUAUGUGAUAUUGGCAAUGAUAUGGGCCAAUCUCUAACAACCAAGUGCCAGUCUUGGGACCUUCCAGAAAUGUAUCAAUCUGUUUGCGGUAAGACCUUCAAGCCUUCUGAAAUUGCACUCAACAACCCUCAAUUGUCCGAGAAUGUCAACUUGUUGUUAACGGUCGCAAAGGAAGGUGCCAGUAUGGUCCAAAUUACAAGUGAAAUAACUUUCAGAAUUCAAAUCCUUUCUCUUUCAAAAAUUCUAACCAACCUCGCAGGUAACGCAUGGAGCCAUACAUUGGGUGGAACUCGUGCCGGUAGGAAUGAAUUCAUUUUACUGCAUGAGUUCAGAAAGAACGGAUACAUCGUGCCUGAUAAAGAGAACUUUUAUCAGAAGCAUCAACAGCAACAGCUGCAAGACCAAAGUCCCGAGGAUGACGAGACUACGAAGAUAUCGUCCAAGAAAAACAACAAGUUUAAAGGAGGUUUAGUUUUUGAACCUGAAAAAGGCUUACACAGGAACAUCGUUCUUGUUUUGGAUUUUAACUCACUUUAUCCUUCUAUUAUUCAAGAGUUUAACAUUUGUUUUACUACUGUCGAACGAGAAUCUGGCAAUGUCGACACUAUUCCCCCAGUUCCAGUACAAAAUAGCCAACAAGGUGUUCUUCCAAGGCUUUUAGCCAACCUAGUGAGUAGACGUAGGGAGGUGAAAAAGCUACUUAAAGAUUCCAAAAUUGGACCAGUAGAAAAAGCACAAUUUGACAUCAAACAACAAGCCCUAAAGCUAACGGCCAACUCAAUGUAUGGUUGUCUUGGUUAUGUAAAUUCCCGAUUCUACGCUCGACCUUUGGCUAUGCUAGUGACUAGCAAAGGUAGGGAAAUCCUGAUGGAUACUAGGCAAUUGGCUGAAAGUCUGGGCCUCAAAGUAGUUUAUGGAGACACAGACUCUGUCAUGAUUGACUCCGGGACCAUUGACUACCAAGAAGCAAUUGCCAUUGGAGAGGACUUGAAAGCCAAAGUUAAUGAAAGAUAUAGCUUACUUGAAAUUGAUAUUGACAAUGUCUUUAAGAGAAUUUUGCUACAUGCGAAGAAAAAGUAUGCGGCAAUGAAUCUGAGCUUACAAAAUGGUAAAAUGGUAUCUCAGCUUGAGGUUAAAGGUUUGGAUAUGAGACGUCGUGAAUACUGUCAAUUAUCUAAAGAAAUAUCGACACACGUCCUAGAACAGAUACUAGGAGAAAAUGAUUCAGAUGAAGCAUUGAGUGAUAUCUAUCAAUAUUUGGAAACCAUGGGAACUAAAAUCCGAGAGAAUUCCAUUCCUAUUACAAAAUUUAACAUUAAUACCAAGCUAUCCAAAGAUCCCGCACAAUAUGCUAAUGCAGGUGGUAUGCCACAGGUUCAAGUAGCAUUGCGGCUGAGGGGUCAAGGUAAAGUCGUUAAGGCAGGUACAGUUGUCAGUUUCAUAGUCACAGCUGGUGAUGAUAACCUCUCUGUGGCGGAGAGAGCUCGUCCCUUGGCUGAAGUGUUGGCCACUCCCGAACAGCUACGCCCUGAUCCCGACUACUACUUGGAGAAACAAAUUUUUGCCCCUGUUGAACGUUUGGUGGAGCGCCUUGAGGGCGUAGAUUUGGUGCGAUUGGCUAAAUGUUUAGGUUUAGACUCUGGCAGGUAUGCAAGGAUUCGAACCCAGUAUGCAAACGGUGGUGCAAAUGGUGAUGAUCUUCUGCAACCGCUGGAGUCAUGUAUUUCGGAUGCCGAAAGAUUUAAAGAAGCCGCAACGUUGGAACUAACAUGUACAUGUGGUGCUCAUUUCGCUUUCGGAGGCAUUCAGGAGUCAUCUUACUACACGGUAACCUUUUCUGGUAUUCAAUGCAGCUCCUGUGGGACACAGCUAUCUUCUUUGAGAGUAGCGAGUCAAUUAGAAAGGUUGAUUCGUCACCAUAUAUCGCUCUAUUACGCUGGUUGGGUAGAGUGUGACGACGUGUCAUGUGGAGUUCAUACCAGACAGGUCUCAGUGUACGGUAAAAGAUGCAUUGGAAAUACUGGACGUUCAGUUGGUUGCAAGGGUGUCAUCUCGUAUGUAUAUACGGACAGAGAGCUGUACAAUCAACUACUAUAUCUAGAAUCUUUGUUUGAUGUCGAUAAAGCUCGUCGACAAGAGUUACGGCCACUACAGGACGAUACAGAAAACAGAAUACGGAGUGACUCUGGUGAAACGAAAAAAGGUAUAUCCCAAAGUACCUUGGAUGCGUUGGCAGAGCAAAACAGAGACACAUUUGGGGCAUUCCAAAGUGUGGUUCAAAAGUACUUCGAACAAUGUGGACGACGCUAUGUCGAUAUGGCAAGUUUAUUUAAUUUUUCAUAG
This is a messenger RNA of Komagataella phaffii GS115, 4329 nucleotides long. RefSeq names its product Catalytic subunit of the DNA polymerase I alpha-primase complex. Gene Ontology annotation, molecular function: single-stranded DNA binding; purine nucleotide binding; DNA replication origin binding. The record is from RefSeq and is a predicted model, not a curated record. The coding region runs from base 1 to 4329 and encodes 1442 amino acids. Gene Ontology annotation, biological process: mitotic DNA replication initiation; lagging strand elongation; leading strand elongation. Gene Ontology annotation, cellular component: alpha DNA polymerase:primase complex. The transcript has a single exon. NCBI's taxonomy places the organism in Eukaryota, Fungi, Ascomycota, Pichiomycetes, Pichiales, Pichiaceae.